UAGCAAUGCCGACAUUUGCUUUGAGAUGGAUAUUCCCAAAACAACCUCGUGUUUGGAACCGCGUCGGCGUGAUAGCAUUUAAAACAUCCCAAAAUAAAAUCGAUUACCGGCAAAAUGAAAAGUAUCGUCGCUGCAGGCUUUUUGUCCUCAAUUUUCAAAAAUUCAGAACCAUUUAAAACACUUACAUCAAUUAAACAUGUACGGUUUUUCAGUUCCGGAUUCAAAUGUAGCGAUUCGACACAGCAGCAAAUUCAGCAUGAAAACUACAGGCAAAGACGAAGCUAUUCAUUUAUCCAUGACACAAAUUACUUAUGUUUGGGAGACAAUUUGCGCACUGACGAAGUCUUAUUCGAAAUGUUCAAAAAUGAGGAAACUGGUCUUUUGCCAAUAGGAAAAUUUCUCAAUGCAUUACGAGCAACAGGACUAAGGAAAACGGAUCCCAGAUUGAAAGAAAUGGUUGAUAUUUUAAAAAUGAUGUCCAAAGGCACAACGGAUGGUUAUUCCAUUGAUACCCAGAAGUUAAAUUUGAAUGAUUUUAAGAGCAUAAUAGCUCCAAAUAUCGGCCUAAUUUCAAGAGCAUUUAGACGGCAGUUUAUCAUACCAGAAUUCCAGGAUUUCUGCAAAGACAUUGAAGAGAUCUACUGGAAAUGUAAAGAUAACACCAAAGGAAAAGUGGCCUCGUAUAUACCACAACUGAAAAGAAUGAGUGCCAAUUAUUGGGGAGUGAGCAUAUGCACAAUAGAUGGGCAAAGAUUCUCUGUUGGAGACGUUUCCAUUCCAUUCACAAUACAAUCGUGCAGUAAACCACUAACUUAUGGAAUCGCUUUGGAUUUGUUGGGUUCUGAAGUGGUUCACAAAUAUGUGGGACAAGAACCAAGCGGUCGAAAUUUCAACGAACUGAUCCUAGACCACAAUAAAAAACCUCACAACCCGAUGAUUAACGCUGGAGCCAUAAUUGUGUGCGCCUUACUCAAAACUGUAGUCGGACCAGAAAUGAGUUUAGCCGAAAAAUUUGAUUUCACAAUGAAUUAUUUUGAGCGUUUGGCAGGGAAUGAAGACUUGGGAUUUAAUAACGCCGUUUUCCUCUCCGAACGUGAAUGUGCCGACCGAAAUUAUGCCCUGGGAUUCUACAUGAGGGAGCAUAAAUGCUUCCCAGCCACCUGCAAGUUGAAGGAAUGCAUGGAUUUCUAUUUCCAAUGUUGUUCUUUGGAAGCAUCUUGCGAUCAGCUAUCAGUUAUCGGGUCCACUUUAGCUAAUGGAGGCAUUUGUCCACUGUCCGAAGAAAAGGUUUUGAAGCCGGAAAGUGUUCGAGAUGUCCUCUCUUUGAUGCAUAGUUGCGGAAUGUAUGACUAUUCGGGGCAGUUUGCCUUCAAGGUAGGAGUUCCAACAAAAUCCGGCGUAAGCGGGGCACUUUUAGUGGUAAUACCCAACGUUAUGGGCAUUUGUCUGUGGUCUCCUCCUUUAGAUGCUCUGGGAAACAGCUGCAGAGGAGUGCAGUUUUGUGAGGAACUCAUCAAAAAAUUCAACUUCCAUCGCUACGACAAUCUGAAGCACGCACCGAACAAAAUAGAUCCGAGGAAGCAUAAGUUCGAAACCAAAGGACUAAAUGUGGUGAAUUUACUCUUCUCCGCUGCUGCUGGAGAUCUACCAGGAUUACGAAGGCAUAUGUUGAAUGGAAUGGACAUGAGCCUUCCAGACUAUGAUGGCAGAACUGCUUUGCACUUGGCAGCAGCAGAAGGCCACAUAAAUUGUGUGGAGUUUCUGCUGAAACAGUGCCGGGUGCCUUACGAUAUGAGAGAUAGAUGGGGAAAAACUCCUUUGGAAGAAGCUCUCACCUUCGGACACACUGCAGUCAUUGAACUCAUGCAGCUUUGGGAUGAACAAGUCACAAGAAACGCUCCUGAAGAAGAGGACCCUCCGAUUCCAGGCAUGGCCUAAGGGAAACUAUUCGUUCCGAUCUGAACUAGUCAAUUAGAUUAUUUAUUUAUUUUAAUUGUAGGUGAGGCUUUAUGUUAAGAAUCGAUUGUACAAAUCUUAUUUUUACUGCAGAGGUUCUAGGGCGGGAGCCCAAAAAGUAUUAAGGCGCAAUAAAAAUAUUUAUCACCCAUUUCGAUGGCAAUACAAAGCGAUUUGUGAUAUUAGUUCGACUUUUUGACAAUACUGUAUUUCUAAGUUACUUAUUUCCAACAUGCCUGAUUUGUUAUAUCAUUGACAAUAAAUGAAAUGUCCGUAUAUGCUUUAAA
Molecule: messenger RNA, 2243 nt
Organism: Dendroctonus ponderosae (mountain pine beetle)
Lineage: Eukaryota; Metazoa; Arthropoda; Insecta; Coleoptera; Curculionidae
Product: glutaminase kidney isoform, mitochondrial
Exons: 13
Coding region: 115-1938 (607 amino acids)
Biological process (GO): L-glutamine catabolic process
Molecular function (GO): glutaminase activity; protein binding
Source: RefSeq, a predicted model, not a curated record